AUGUCGACUAGUGCUUUGACUGAUUUACCACAGUCAAAACCGGAUAAAGAAAAACCUGUAAUAGAAAAUGAAGAGUUCUCAAUAUAUUACUACUCUCGGUUAGGGAAUCACCGAUUGUUUUAUGGAGCUCAAAUUGAUGGCAUGAUGGCAACUGAUGAUCCUGAUAUAGUAGUUCCUGACAGUAAUGAUGUAGAUGAAAUUUUAUCUUUUUUAAGAAAGAACAGCUUCGUUGAAUUAAAAACUCAAAAAGAAAUGUAUAGCGCAACUCAAAUAAUGUUCUUUAAGAAAUACAAAUUAUUAAGAUGUUGGUGUCAAUGUUACCUGGCUGGUCUGAAGGGUUUGCUACUGGGAUUCCGAAAUUCUGAUGGCAUAAUUCAUAGAGUACAGUUUUGUGACACAGGUGGCAUUCCACGCGUUUGUUCGACAAAAUGGUCUUCUCAAAAAACUAUUAAUUACCUAAACGACGUUUUAAAUUUCGUUAAACAUGCUUUUGAACUUACGAAGGCGAGACUGGGGGAAAACUAUGAUUGUAAGGUGCCACUAACACUGAAGUUGGAUAUCGAUCACAGGCACAAGUGGAGAGCAUACCAAACGGAUGAUGAAGAACAUAUAAUUUUACCUAGUUGGUAUGUUGAGAAUGUUAUGUGGGCAUCUGGUGCUAGACGUGAUAAGAUACUUGCUCUGACAACAGAGCAUCAACCCAGCAGCAAAAACAAGGCUGCUACUAUAAUGCAACUGCCGCUAACAAUAAGACCUAAACCUAUAGUGCAUGCCAGCCCUACCAACCUGCCAGCUAUAAUCACAAAACCUAAAUUAACUAAUAUUAAUGACUUAUGGAGCCGAGAAUUGGAUUUUAAAGACUUCAGCGUUGUUUUUGAUUACUCUAAAGAAUAUGAAAAUUCAUUAAAUCAAUAUUUACAAACUUAUAACCUGUCAGAAUUGAAGUUAUCGUUUAAUUUUUACGGUAGUAAUGAGACAGCUUGUGCUGAGUUUUUGCUAUGUCAAGAAGUAAUAGAGCUGUCCCCAUUUUCAAAAAACAAAAAUAUUCAUGAAGAAGAUAUUGAUAUUUUCCAUGACUCCGACGAUGAUAAGGACAAAACAUAUAUUCCCGAGACUUCAGAUGCAGAUUCAGGCGAAGACGAAAUAUUCACCAAAAAAUCUAGGGAACGUAAACCACAUUCACCAUUAAUAUUACAUGACAUAACAAUGGAUAACUCAGCAAUUGAUGACAGAAUGACUUUGGGUACCAGUAUGAAUACAAUGUCGCAAAUAAUUAAAGAAAGCAAUUUUAUAAUGAAUGAUACUUCAACUUCAAUUAGUGUAAUGGACUCUAAUAUUUUAACACAAUUUCAUAUUGAAACAGAAAAUAGCACCGCACACUCGCAAGAUUUAAUAAAUGCUACUAUCACACCUCAUGAAUUAACAAAUACAGAAGAAAACAAAGGACUUACAAAAGAUGGUAGGCCUCGCAAAAGGCAAAAAUUCAAUGGAUCUGUAAAGGAAAGACAAGAAAAAAAGAAAAAGGUCAGAAAUGAGCAAAAUGAUUUGAAAGAUCCAUGCACUGAAAAAUGUAUGAAGAAAUGUGUAACUAAAUUCACACCUCAGGUACGCCAAGAUAUACACGACAGAUAUAUCGCUCUUGAUUACGAAUCACAAGGACUAUUUAUUAAAUGUUGUAUCGAUGUUAAGCCUGUAAUGCGCAGAUCCCAAGUUACAGAAGACUACAAAAGAAAAACAACAUAUAUUUAUAAUUUAGAGGGACCUGAUAACAUUAAAAAAGAAGUUUGUAAGACGUUUUUUCUUUCGACGUUGGGUUAUAAGCCUAACAAUGAUAGAAGGAUCACAACUGCUAUGAGUAAAGCUAUUGAUGAACAAAAAACGACUCGAGGAUCCUACAAAAGAACCAUAAUCGAUAGACAAGCUAUAAAAGAUCAUAUCAUGUCGUAUCACCCCGCUAUUUCACAUUAUAGACGAGAACAUGCACCCAAAAAAUUGUACCUUCCCAGUGAUAUCACUAUCACAAUGAUGCAUGAAAAUUUUUGCUCUACAAGGCCGGAUAUAAAAGUUUCUCUUGAAGUUUAUAGAAAAGUACGUCACAAUCGAUUAGACCAUCAAGAAGAAUCUUGCGAGAUAUGCCAAAAUUAUAAUAUGCAACACAAGCCCAGAUACAUAGAGUCCCGCAAAGAAUACAACGAAGAUAGAGAGAAAGCAAAGACUGACACAGAAGUAAUUUAUUAUUCCGUUGACCUUCAAAAAAUUAUUAUGUUGCCAAGAAUGGAUCAAUUCAAGACUGCCAUUUUUUGCCCGCGGUUAAUUGCUUUCAAUGAAAGCUUUGUACCACUAGGACCCGCAACUAAGGAUAACAAACCGUAUGCUGUGUUAUGGAACGAGAGUGUUGCCGGUCGUAGUCAAGAGGAUAUAAUUUCUACUUUCAAGGCAUUUUUGAACAUUAAAAGGGACCAAAAAAAUAUUGUACUCUGGCUCGAUAACUGUUCUGCGUAA
Arctia plantaginis is the source of this 2502-nucleotide messenger RNA. The record is from the annotation of a GenBank genome assembly. NCBI's taxonomy places the organism in Eukaryota, Metazoa, Arthropoda, Insecta, Lepidoptera, Erebidae.